UUUCAUUUUCAGUUGUAGAAUGAGGAAGAUGGAAAUAUGAAGCUUUCAAGUCUUCCUCCGCAAAUGUCAGAUGGAGGGAACAGGGCUCCUCUUGACAUUCUCAUGAGAAAGGUCGUGACACUGAAAGCAGCAGACGUACAAACUGGAUGCCCUCCAGCACUGGGCUGACGUGCAAACAGCAUGUCUGCCCAGGAGCUUGUGCUGAAAAAACGGACAGAUAUACUUGAUGCACUGUGCAGCAGUGGGUCAGCUGAACAUCUGGAAAGGGUUCUGGAUGUACUGCUGGCACAGGGGGAGCUCACAUGGGAAGACUACCAGAAUGUACAGGUACCAGGACGGGCGCUGUACACCAAUGCCAGACAGCUGCUUGACCUGGUUUAUGCUAAAGGUGUGGACACCUGCGGAAUCUUCUUUGCUGCUCUCAAACAGGUCUUGCCUGAAGUGCAAGGAGCUGGCUUCUCCUCUUUGAGCAGCUGUUCGAAUGUAGAAGAAAAAGAAGAAACUCACGGAACGUCUGCUCAGACUCUUCUGACUCAAAGGCCGAGUCUCAUUUACAAGCUUCAAGACUGCAUUGAUGGUGCUCUGAAAGCUCUGGUUCAAUCAGGCCACUUUACCUCAGCAGAUUUUGAUCCAGUGCAGCUGCCCAUAUACACACCCACACAGCAGGCAAGGCGUCUGCUUGACCUUGUCAGAUCUAAGGGUGAGUCAGCAGCAGCGGCUGUCCUGCAGUACAUUCACCAAAAACAGGAAGCUGGAUCCUCACUGAACGAGGAGAAACUGACUCCCCCCAAAGAGGUCUUGAAGUACCAGAAGAAACUGAGCAGUUCUGUAUGUGCCCAGUCCUGCUUUCUCAGUACUUAUGGAGGGACGAGCCACAUGUCUCUAGAUGACAUCUAUACUGAAGGCCAGCUGGAACUAGCUCACGAAUGUGUUGACGUCCAGGGACCUUUGGGCCUGGAGGACAUAGUUGGGACGGUGGGUACAGUGAACGAGGAGGCCGACACAGUGCUCGUAUGUGGGGAGGCGGGCAGUGGGAAGAGCACCUUACUCCAGAGGCUGCACUUACUUUGGGCUCGGGGUGCAGCUCUUCAGUACUAUCUGCUUCUUUUUCCAUUCAGCUGCCGCAGGCUGAACUCAGAGCAGAGGGAACUGUCUGUCCAAGAGCUGCUGUUUCAACACUGCUGCUGGCCGGACAGGGAGCAGGAAGAGAUUUUCCAGUUCAUCCUGGACCACCCACAUCUUAUCCUCUUCACUUUUGAUGGCCUGGAUGAGCUCAAGCAGAGUUUUUCAGAUGAACACAGACUCUGCUGCCCCACACAGCGUGCACCUGUUCAUAUCCUAUUGUUCAAUUUAAUCCAAGGUUCACUACUGAAGGGGGUGCGGAAAGUGGUCACUAGUCGUCCAGAGGCAGUGGGCCCUGUGUUAAAGAAGCACCUCUGCAAGGAGGUCCUCCUGAAGGGCUUUUCUCCAAAUGGGAUUGACUGUUUUGUGAGAAAGCAUCACAGUGACCCCACUGUGGCUGUUAAGGUUUUAGAGUCCCUACAAGCAAACACAGCUUUACUUGGACUCUGCCAUAGUCCAGUCCUCUGCUGGAUUGUGUCACAGUGCCACAAGGAGCUGCUAGGCUGUGGGGAAGGCAGCCCCCAAACAAUCACAGAUGUUUACCUGAUGAUCUUACAGCACUUUUUCCAACGCCAAAGCCCCCCGAAGAGCACUGUGAGGUUAGGCUGGCAGCAGGGGCACCUGGAAACAAUCUUGCAUUUAGGGCAGCUCGCCUUUGAAGGAAUAUCCACCACUUGUUAUAUCUUCUCAGGUGCAGACUUGGAGAAAUGUGAUGUAACUGAAAAGGAUAUCUGCAUGGGCUUUCUCACACAAAGUAAAGACAUGUCCUCCUCCCACAGUAAAUGUUAUGAAUUCCUCCAUGUAACAAUGCAAUGUUUCUUUGCUGCUCUCUACAUUGUUUUGUCCAGUCACACAGACCGUUAUGCGAUCCCAAAGCUCUUCGAGCUACAGGAGUUGAGAGACACAGGUGUGAGCAGCAUGUGCUUCAGAUCCUGUUUGCCUUCCACUGACCAAGAAGAGCAGAUUGUAGAUAGUGAACAUGCAGUAGCAGAAACACCAAAUCUGCAAAUCACAGCCACCUUUGUGAGUGGACUACUGUCCCAGCGCCACCAAAGCUUGUGGCUCCACUGCUGCUCCACUGCUAUGGUGGAGAAAAAGGCUCGACAAGUGGCGAGAUGCCUUUCCAAAGGCAUGCAGAAACAUUUUAAAUCCAUCCCCCAACCAGUGCAGGGGGAGAAGAAGAGCAUGCAUGCAAUGCCCGGCUUUGUCUGGCUUAUCAAGUGCAUCUAUGAAAUGCAGGAGAGCAGGAUUGCAAAAGAAGCGAUGAGUAAGCUGCAGGUGGACCACCUAAAGCUGACCUACUGUAACAUUGGUCCUGUAGAGUGCACUGCACUUGCCUACGUGCUCCAACAUUUAAGAAACGCCGUGGGCAUCCAGCUGGACAACAACUCUGUUGGCGAUGUUGGAGUGGAGCAGCUUCUUCCAUGCAUGCACAUAUGUAAAUCCCUGUACCUCAGAAAUAACAACAUUACAGAUGAGGGAAUUCACAAACUGAUUGCCAAAGUAAUCCAGUGUGACAACUUUCAGAAAAUUGCGCUCUUCAACAAUAAGCUAACUGAUGCUUGUACGCAGCACUUUUCUCACCUUCUGAAGACCAGGCAGGAUUUCCUUUCUUUAAGACUAGGCAACAAUAAUAUAACAGAGGAAGGUGCAAAGCAGCUGGCAGAGGGGCUGAAAUCCAAUCAUUCACUGAAGCAUUUAGGGCUUUGGGGCAAUAAGAUAGGUGAUGUAGGAGCCGAGGCCCUUGCCAGUGCUCUAGAGAACAGCGACACUCUGCUUUGGUUGAGCCUGGUAGGCAACGGCGUCGGGAGUGAAGGAGCUUAUGCCCUCGCUAACAUCAUCAGGAACAGCACAUCGCUAGAGGAACUUUGGCUGACAGAGAACUGCAUAACCAGAGCAGGGGUGGAAUGUCUGAUUGAAGCCCUGGAACACAACACUCAUAUGAAGUCAGUGUGGUUGAGAAACAAUGACCUCAGUUUGGAGGAGGUAAAAGAAAUGGCACAACGUGAAUCAAGACUGACCUUCUGAUCUGAAGAGGCUGGCCAAGGAAUGUGUAGUGCAAUAGAUUGGUUUCUAUUUAUUAUAGUAAAUGUGCUCUAUUAAAAUGUGACCUGUAAAAUGU
Molecule: messenger RNA, 3244 nt
Organism: Amphiprion ocellaris (clown anemonefish)
Lineage: Eukaryota; Metazoa; Chordata; Actinopteri; Pomacentridae
Gene: nod2
Product: nucleotide-binding oligomerization domain containing 2
Exons: 11
Coding region: 181-3150 (989 amino acids)
Biological process (GO): positive regulation of canonical NF-kappaB signal transduction; regulation of apoptotic process; defense response to bacterium
Cellular component (GO): cytosol
Molecular function (GO): protein binding
Source: RefSeq, a predicted model, not a curated record